Messenger RNA from Drosophila arizonae, 1510 nucleotides. It is a transcript of the gene trem, whose product is annotated as trade embargo. Gene Ontology annotation, biological process: regulation of gene expression. Gene Ontology annotation, molecular function: zinc ion binding. The record is from RefSeq and is a predicted model, not a curated record. Lineage: Eukaryota; Metazoa; Arthropoda; Insecta; Diptera; Drosophilidae. Gene Ontology annotation, cellular component: nucleus.
AUAUUUAUUUAUAAUUCGUAUGUUUUGCAACAAUUAAAUACAGAAGUUAUGAAAACUGAAUUAAAUGAAAAAUGGAUUGUAUGUCGGGUGUGCCUGAGCAAUCCCAACGACAGCGAAGAUCUAUUGGUGGACAUAUUCAGUCAAAAUGCCAGCACCCGCCUUGAUCAAAUGCUCCACAUCUGUGCUGGAAUCCCUGUCAGCAUCGAUGACAACUUUCCAGACAAGAUGUGCAGCAAAUGUGUACGAGUACUGCGCAUAGCUUACAAAUUCCGUCUGACUUGUCAGCGGUCGCAUCAACAUAUCGCGGAUAUGCUUUCCACGGAAUUAGACACCAGUGGAGGCAACGAUUACGAGGAAGAUGAGGCCAUAGCGCAUGCUUGGGAGGAGCAGACACAAAUCAAAAUCGAAGGCGAAGUCGAAGAAGCGAGCGGUGAAUUCAUAAAUUAUGUAGUUUCAGCAGUCGACGCUGAGGACGACGGGGAUGAGGAUGCCAUUGUUUAUGAUGCCACCAACACUGAGGAAGAACAGAAUGCCGUUGUAUACGAUGACGCAACAGUUGUUGAAGUAGCAGAGGCAGAAAUCGAGACGGAAACUGAAGUCGAAAACUUCGCAGACUAUGAGGAACUGGAAGUUCUGGCCACCGAAUCGCUGCCCCCAAGUAGCAAUGAAAUACAAACAAAAGUAGCCACUCAGCGCAUUGUGUGGGCCGACGUGGCCGAUGAUGAUAUGAAGCAUGAUAUUUUAAGCUCCGACGAUGAACAUAAUGUGCCCGAUACUAAGGCGGAACCACGUCUGCUAAAUCGUGUGCGACAGCCGCGGAAAGUGCAACUGCGACCGAAGACUUCGGCAGGCUCUUUAGACGCUGUGCAGGAGGAGAAGAAAAUGGGACGCAAACCGCGCGACAAACAUUCCAAUUAUAUUUGCGAUGUUUGUGGGAACAUUUAUCCUUCACAGGCGCGCCUCACCGAGCACAUGAAAUUCCACAGCGGAGUCAAGCCGCACGAGUGCGAGAUCUGUGGUCGUGGAUUCGUCCAGAACCAGCAACUGGUGCGACAUAUGAACACACACACUGGCAAUCGACCUUACAAGUGCGAUUUCUGCCCAGCGGCCUUCGCUGAUCGUUCCACAAAGACAAAACAUCAUCGCAUACAUACAAAGGAGCGCCCAUAUGAAUGCGAUGUCUGCCUUAAAACAUUUACAUAUUCGGACAAUUUGAAAUUUCACAAGAUGAUACACACAGGUGAAAAGCCGCACGUUUGUGAUCUGUGUGGCAAAGGAUUUGUCAAAGCCUAUAAAAUGCGAUUGCAUCGUGUGACGCACGAGAAACGAGGACCCUGGAAACCUGUUGAGUUGGACUUGGAGGCGCAAGAACGCAUUAAAGAUAAUGUGUCCGAGAUGGUGAUUGGCAUAUUGCCAUCGGCUUAGGCCUUGUAUAAAUCAUAAUUGUAAACUUAUAUUUUAUUAAUUAUUAUUUAAUAAGUUGUGUGCUAAUUGUUUCACUUGUGCUCCU